CUGCAUUGGAACAGCAAGAAGGAAAAGUAAUUUCCCGAAAAACUAUUAGUCAUACUCUUCAGAAAUCUAACCUGUUCAUACGUGUUGCUCGCACAAAGCCCUUCAUUAAUAGCAAAACUAAAAAAGAGCAUCGAGAUUGGGCAGAAGAGCAUCUUCACUGGGCGACCAAAGAAUGGAAGAAUGUUCUUUGGUCAGAUGAAAAGUAUUUUUGUUUAAUUCAUCCUAAUCCACACCAGUACAUAUGGAGAAUGCCAUACGAAGAGUUUGAUGAUGAUUGCCUUGUUCCGGCAAUUAAAUCUAAAGGGGUUAUGAUGUGGGGAUGUUUUUCUUGGUGGGUUUUGCCCUCUUGUCCGUCUCCAUAG
This is a messenger RNA of Racocetra persica, 362 nucleotides long. NCBI's taxonomy places the organism in Eukaryota, Fungi, Glomeromycota, Glomeromycetes, Diversisporales, Gigasporaceae. The record is from the annotation of a GenBank genome assembly.